AAAAAAAAGAGAGAAAACACACACACAUCAUUCUCUUACACACAAACUAACUACACCCAGCUAUCGUAUGCCCAGCCUUGUGCAGGGACAAGAGAGAAGGAUAUUGAGAGAGACAGAGUGAGAGAAAGAGAGUGACAGGAACAAGGACUAGAUGAGAACAGAGUGAGAAGCUAUUGCAAGCAUAAACACAACUACCAGACCUCCCAUUCAAAGAUGCAUGUGCAGAAGCAGUGGGCAUGCGUUGCCGUGGUUGCGGCCCUCCUGAUCCUCACUGUGUCAGCUGCUGAGGGGGGCAAAGCCGAGAAGCAAGGAAAGAAAGAGCGUAAGUCCGACUGCGGUGAGUGGCAGUGGAGUGUGUGUGUUGCCAACGAGGGGGACUGUGGACCUGGCACCAGGGAGGGCACAAGGACCGGCACCGACUGCAAGCAGACCAUCAAAACUCAGCGCUGCAAGAUCCCCUGCAACUGGAAGAAACAGUUUGGAGGAGAAUGCAAGUAUGACUUCCAGGCCUGGGGAGAGUGUGACCUGGCGACCGGCAAGAAGAACCGGACAGGCGUGCUGAAACGUGCCCUCAUGGAUGCCACCUGCCCCACCACAGUCAGCGCCACCAAGCCUUGUGGCAAGAUCCCCAAGACCAAGCUACAAGAUUCCAAGAAGCCCAAGAGAGAGGGUAAGAAGAGGGAGCGUACACCAAUGGACUAGCACUGAGGUGUAUCACACCAGGAAGUGAGCGAGGAGGAGUUUACUGUCCAUAUGGUUCCUCAUCUCCACAUGGUUCCUCUUGUAUGUCCUGCAGGUUAAGACUAGAAGCAUGGAUUGUAGUGUAAUGGAGUUAUGGAUUGUAGUGACAAAAAAAAAAUGUUAUUUUUCCUUCCUAGUGUUUGAUAAAGUUUGUAAACUGUAGUGACCUAAUGUUUGGAUGUAUGCAUUAUGCAUAUGGACAAAUAGUUUCUUAAUAAAAGGCUUACUUAAUACCAUUUUUAGGGUCAUUUUGUGAAUUUUUAACACACACGAUUCUUGUUUGUGUUGGUUGAGUUGAAAAACAAAAUGUUACUCACCGUGAUGUGAUGUAUUGAUUUAUUGCUUCAGCAUGCUGAAAAACUAUUUUUAAUCAAAUGAUGUCAUUGAUAUCUUCAAUUAGAUAGCUCCCACUUCAGUCAGCCAACAAGAAAAUUAAACAAACGAUUAAUAAAUCAAGUUUUCAUUCAAUGUUGUAAUAAAUAUUGUUUAUUCUACAUUAUACAUGACCGGUUGGUCAACAGACGAUUUUUGUAGACACUUUUUAAGGUCAAAACUAUUACAACUGAUAUAUCUCAUAGAAAAUACAGAGUAAGAUGUAUACUAUUGUCUCGUAUCUGCUUAAAGUGACUCUGUAUAUGUGCCCAGUCUUGUUAUUCCUGCUUGGUUUGUCUCAUGUAAUAGUGUCCCUGACAUCUAUAAAGAUUUCCAAACAUUGUUGUGUGUGUAGUUGAUGUUAACUCCUCCCUCAACUGUACCCCUAAUUUGGUAUUACAUUUUAAACCAAUAAAAAUGUAGAUGUGUAAA
Molecule: messenger RNA, 1545 nt
Organism: Hypomesus transpacificus
Lineage: Eukaryota; Metazoa; Chordata; Actinopteri; Osmeriformes; Osmeridae
Gene: ptn
Product: pleiotrophin
Exons: 5
Coding region: 214-702 (162 amino acids)
Molecular function (GO): growth factor activity
Source: RefSeq, a predicted model, not a curated record